Molecule: messenger RNA, 1191 nt
Organism: Desarmillaria tabescens
Lineage: Eukaryota; Fungi; Basidiomycota; Agaricomycetes; Agaricales; Physalacriaceae
Exons: 9
Coding region: 1-1191 (396 amino acids)
Source: RefSeq, a predicted model, not a curated record
AUGUCCGAGUCAUCCCAUCUCAUUCAUAUUAAGGAAGAAAUUGCCUCUUCGUAUCCUAACUUCGAAGAACGCGUUACACAAGCAUGGGCUGACAUCCUCGUCGAACUGAAGAAGGCAACCCAGAAAAUUAGUGCUGGUGGUUCCGAAUUCAUUCCCCAAGUCCAAUUCUUUGAACUUCAGGGCCUUCCAGCCGAUAAGAUUGCUGAUAUACGACGCAAAGGGUGUCUUGUGAUCAAAGACAUCGUCGAUGAUGUACAAGCCAUUGCUUGGAGGGAGUCGCUCGAAGAUUUUAUAUCCACUAAUCCAAAUGCUGACGGUUUUCCUCCCAACGAUAAACAGUUUUUUCUGCUUUACUGGACGAAAUCCCAACUGGAAGCCCGCUCCCACCCCAACAUGCUUGCUGCUUCGGCUUGGCUGAACAACUUGUAUCAUGCCGAGGGAGGGCAGAAGCUGGACGGCGUAGAUUUGUCUUCACCAUUGAGCUACGCUGACAGAUUCCGCAUCAGACAUCCCGGGACCGUUUGGACUACAUUCCCGCCCCACGUAGAUGGUGGUAGUAUUGAACGUUGGGAGGAUCCAGCAUUCAGGUCUUGUUUCGCUGAUAUCUUUAGCGGCCAAUGGCGCAAGCAUGACCCUUUUGCGCUUUCAGGUCGUGUAAAUGCGCAGAAUUCCCUCCAUGAUAGGCCUAAUCAGGUUCGUCGGUUUGUCAGUGAAACGGCCCCCACCGAAGGGACUCUCAAAGUUUUUCCUGAUCUAUUGCUGUCAAAUCCCUAUUUGAUCCUCCGCCCCUUCUUUCGUUUGCUGGUGGCACCAGACUCCGAAGAAGUCUGGAAUCCCAAGAGCUGGGCAUUUGAUGUUUCAAGUGACAAUUUUCCCGGCCUCUUCCCUCGCGAUGGAGGAUGGUCGGGCCCUCUUCCAACGCCUGAAUUGCACCCCAACCUUCUCCUUGAGGAGACUAUGAUUUCGGUGCCUAAAGUCAGCCCCGUUAUGUACAUUGCGGCAGUUCCUACUACCCCAUUGAACCAAGCAUACAUCGAGAGGCAAAGGGAAAGCUUCCUGAAGGCCGUCACGCCACCUGAUUACCCUGCGCAGACGAAUCCCGAGAAUACAUUGGUGGGCUUUGGAAAGGACAAUGAUAUUUUGAAUCCCCAAGGACGAAAAGCUAUGGGUUUACCUAUUUCCGUGUCCUAA